AUGUCUGGCCCAACCCUAGUGCGUGUCAAUGCCAAUGACCCUGGUGUCACUGCGGAGUAUCUUCAAUCUGUACUUGAACGAGAUGGAGGCCUCAUUGUCGAGGAAUUGAUCUCUAAAGAGGCAACGGCUCGCAUUCGAGAAGAUUUAAAGCCGCAUUUUGAUGCUGAUGAAGGCGAUGCAUCCGGAUUUUUCCCCAAAACCACUCGCCGAGCUGUUGGUCUUCUUGGGAAGUCUGACAGCUGCGUCACCCUUGCACUGCAUCCACUUCUACAAGGUGUGGCGGCACGUAUGCUGACGUCUGUGUUCCACCACUGGGUAGGCCAGGAGAGACAGACAGCUGUUUCUAGGCCUCAGAUCUCGAGUACGGUCGGGUUUCAAGUGAACCCGGGAAGUAAGCAGCAAGGCUUGCAUCGAGACGAUAUUGAUUAUCACGUGGAGGAUGGUGAUCGGCCGAUGAUGCUUGGAGCUGUAACGGCGAUUGUGAAGACCACUAAGGAAAACGGAGCCACCGUUGUGAUUCCUGGAAGCCACAAGUGGCCCUCAAAGCGCUGUCCUUAUGAUCACGAGGCUGUUGCUGCUGAACUUGAGCCUGGCGACUCCUUAUUCUUUCUUGGCCGCACAUAUCACGCUGGAGGUGCGAACACUACGACUGAUCAAGCGCGAGAAACAGUGGGAAUAUUCCUCUGCAAAGGCAUGUUUCGACAGGUUGAGAAUCAGUACUUUAUGGUUCCUCCAGAGAAAGCCAAGCGACUAUCAUCUGAGGCACAACGACUACUUGGAUACGGUAUCAGCCCACCGUUCUGUGGCUUCGUUGAUUACAAGGAUCCAAUGCAGCUAUUCUUUGAUGUCAACGAUGAGUUGACAGUUAACCUAUAA
Penicillium daleae is the source of this 876-nucleotide messenger RNA. Its product is annotated as phytanoyl-CoA dioxygenase family protein. Lineage: Eukaryota; Fungi; Ascomycota; Eurotiomycetes; Eurotiales; Aspergillaceae. The transcript is spliced from 2 exons. The record is from RefSeq and is a predicted model, not a curated record. The coding region runs from base 1 to 876 and encodes 291 amino acids.